UGAGACGCACCAAUCUGAGAACCGGUUCAACUGAUUCACUGAAAAGAACCGGUUCAAACGAACAAUUCCUUCACGAUUCGGACGUCGCUGUUGUACAGUCAGCUUGCAAGCAAACAGAGAGAGGGAGAGAGAGGAGCACGAGCAGCGCUUAUCUGCAGGCACAAUCAUCGCUGCAUCACUGACUGACCCGCCGCCACAGAACACGGAUGUGUCGCGUCGCGUCGUGCCGCUGUCACAGCAUGUGUUGGCCAUCGUCUGAAACGACGAACGCGAUUUGAGACGCUGUUUCGCCGCAGCAGGGCCACAGAUAGACGGCUAAAGCGAGUAGCUGUGGCUUUAGCUCCUGGAGGCCCCAUUUCUGCACACCACAGACCGCAAUGAUUGGCCAUUGCCUGCCUCGAUCAGCCAACUCUUAGUUCUGCUGCACCUGAUUGGACGACUGCCUGCCUGAGAGCUGAUGGUUGCUACAGUUGCCAUGACUUAGAGACACUCCUGAUACAGAGAUGGAGAAAAAGAAACCGUGUCCCCGCCUCCUGGACUACCUGGUGGUAGUUGGAGCCAGGCAACCCAGCAGCGACAGCGUGGCACAAACACCUCAGCUGCUGAGGCGCUAUCCACUGGAGGACCACAAUGACUUCCCUCUGGCCCCUGACGUCGUCUUCUUCUGCCAGCCUGAGGGCUGCCUGAGCAUCCGCCAGCGCCGGGUCAGCCUUCGUGACGACACCUCUUUCGUCUUCACUCUCACCGACAAAGACUCGGGUAUCACUCGCUAUGGAAUCUGCCUCAACUUUUACCGCUCUUUCCAGAAGGGCCACCACCGCCCGCGAUCUGAAGGAAAAGGAGAAAAGGCCCCUCAUACAGACUCUGCAGUGGAGGCCACAGAGAAAUCUGACCCUUCCACAUUGACUCUUCCAGGGGAAUCUACACUGCCCCCUGCAGGAGAUGGGACUUUGCCACCAGGCGAGCCGGGCAGCAGUGGAAAGUCUCCACGAUCCAAAUGCAGUGGUCGACUGGCACCACAGAACCAGAACAGCACGUUAACCUCUCUGUGCAUUCUGAGCCACUACCCCUUCUUUUCUACAUUCAGGGAGUGUCUGUACAUCCUCAAGCGCAUGGUGGACUGCUGUAGCCAGCGGCUCAACCAGAGACCCGGUGCUGCCAAGUCCGCACAACGGGACACAAUGUGGCGUGUGUUCACAGGCGCUCUCUCCGUCGAGGAAAAGGAAAAGGGCAGUCAGGUGCUUCAGGACCUGAGGGAGAUCGAGUCAUGGGUGUAUCGGCUGCUGCGCUCCCCUGUGCCUGUUGCUGGUCAGCGACGUGUUGACGUGGAAGUGCUCCCCCAUGAACUGCAGCCUGCCCUGACCUUUGCCCUUCCAGACCCUUCCCGCUUCAGCAUUGUAGACUUCCCUCUCCACCUGCCCCUGGAGCUGCUGGGAGUUGAUGCUUGUCUGCAGGUCCUGGCCUGCAUUCUGCUGGAACACAAGGUGGUACUGCAGUCCCGAGAUUAUAACGCUCUCUCAAUGAGCGUCAUGGCAUUUGUUUCAAUGAUUUACCCCCUUGAGUACAUGUUUCCUGUCAUUCCACUGUUGCCCACCUGCAUGGCCUCCGCAGAACAGCUCCUGCUAGCACCCACUCCAUAUGUCAUUGGUGUGCCUGCCAGUUUCUUCCUGUACAAGUCUGAUUUUAAGAUGCCUGAUGACGUUUGGUUAGUGGAUCUGGACUGCAACAAGGUCACUGUUCCAAGCAACGCAGAAUUGCUCCCUCCCCUUCCUGAACCUGAGGCCUCUGAGCUGAAGAAACACUUGAAGCAGGCUCUGGCUAGCAUGAGUCUGAACACACAGCCUAUUCUAAACCUGGAGAAGUUUCAGGAUGGACAAGAGUUGUCUUUAUUGCCCCCUGUUCGUGACAAAGCCUCCCCUUCCUCCACUGAGUUCAACCCACUCAUCUAUGGCAAUGAUGUGGACUCAGUUGAUGUUGCCACAAGGGUGGCGAUGGUGAGGUUCUUCAACUCUCCAAAUGUGCUGCAAGGGUUCCAGAUGCACACUCGCACUCUGCGUCUCUUCCCCCGCCCUGUGGUGGCAUUCCAGGCCACGUCUUUCCUGGCCUCUAGGCCACGGCGGAAUGGAUUCACAGAAAAGCUCUCCCACACCCAGGCAGUGGAGUACUAUGGAGAGUGGGCUCUCAAGCCCACCAACCUGGCUUUCCAAAGGAUUCAUAACAAUGUGUAUGACCCCUCUCUAAUAGGCGAUAAGCCUAAGUGGUAUGCCCACCAGUUACAGCCAGUAUUCUACCGUGUUUAUGAUGGGAGCUCUCGUCUGGCGGAGGCGCUGAGUGGACCCCUGCAGGAUGAGACCAAUGAUUCAGACCCAACAGAUGACAGUGGCAGUGACAGUGAAGCAUACGAUGACUCCAGCUCUUCCUACUCGUCUCUUGGAGACUUUGUAAAUGAGAUGAUCAAAGGGGAAAUACAAGGGGACACACCAAAUGUUGACACCCUGACCCAUGCUGCACUGGGAGACGCGGAUGAGGUAGAGAUCCAUGACUUCCAAGAGUAUAAGGGGGACAACGGUGACCCAGAUCCAGAAGCCCCCCCGGAAGCAGCGGACAGCCAGCCACUGCGGUCCAGCUCCAGCACGACGGCCAGUUCCAGCCCCAGUACAGUCAUACAGGGCGUCAACCAUGAACAGAAGGAACCUGCUGAGGUUGAGGCGACUGCAGGCGUAACCCUCCCUAACGCUGUCCCAGGAUUGGGAGCUCCACCUUUUACAAGACCCACUCCUGAUCUGGUCCCUGUUGACCCAGCCAAUAAAAGGCGAGAGUAUGAUAAUCCCUAUUUUGAGCCCCAGUAUGGCUUCCCUUCAGAGGAGGAUACUGAAGCAGAUGAGCAAGAGGAGAGUUACACACCGCGAUUCAACCAGAAUCUCAAUGGCAACAAACCGUCUCGUCCAUUGAGACCCAGCAGCCUGAAGCUUCCGGGUGAAUCUGAUGGGGAGGGAGACUCCAGAAAUAGCUCUCCGAACUCCAUCUCCAACAAUAGCAGCGAUGGCUUCGGGGGACUCAUGUCCUUCGCCAGUAACCUGUAUAAAAACCAUGGCACCAGUUUUAGUCUGUCCAGUCUGGCUCUGCCUAAUAAAGCUCGAGAGAAGAACACGCCAUUCCCCAGCCUCAAAGUAUUUGGGCUAAAUUCUCUAAUGGAGAUUGUAACAGAGAUCGGCCCGGGGAGCGGAGAAGGUGGGUUCUGCCCUUUGCUGCAUGCUUCUCCAAAGCCAGUCAGCUACAUCUCCCAGCAUCCUGUUCCACCAUUGCUUCCUCAUUUUUUUCUAUGCAGUGAGAACCAGCAGUUUCUCAAGGAGGUGGUCCAGAGCGUGCACGAUGGGCAGGGUGUGGGCUGGCUCAACAUGAAGAAAGUACGCCGCCUGCUAGAGAACGAACAGCUCAGAGUCUUUGUGCUCAGCAAACUCAACCGCGCGGUCCAAUCAGAAGAGGAUGCUCAGCAGGAAGUUAUAAGAGAUGUGGAGAUAAACAGGAAGGUGUACAAAGGCAUGUUGGACCUCUUGAAGUGCACAGUGUCCAGUUUGGAGCACUCAUACACUAAUGCUGGCCUGGGAGGCAUGGCCAGUGUCUUCAGUCUGCUAGAGAUAGCACGCACCCACUACCAGACCAAAGACCCAGAGAAGCGGAAACGGAGCCCCACCGAGGGGGUUAGCAGCCCGGGCAGUAAGGAGAGCCCAUCGGGCCGAAUGGAGAGCGCCAGGGCAGCUGGUGUGCUCCUGGUACCCCGUAUCCAAUUGCCACCACCCUCCCCUGGAAAAUCGUCACAGCAGUUUGAUACCCGGAGUCUGAACGAGGAGAAUUUUAUUGCCUCCAUUGAAUUGUGGAGCAAGCACCAGGAUAACAGAAAGCAAAAAGCUUUGGAAAAAGAACAGAGGGCUGAUGGAGCAAAACAGCGUCUGGAAGGUGGAGACACUGAGGAAAAGAAAUCACAGAUCAGUGCUGACAGUGGCCUCAGUGUAACGUCUGGCUCACAGAAGAGUGAUACAGAAUCCCAGGCGAGCUCCGAGCCUCCUGCUCUGAAGAGAAGCACCAGCCAGGACUCAGAGGCCAGCACAGUGGUGAGUAACAGCUCAGGUGAGACGCUGGGUGCGGACAGUGACCUGAGCAGCACUGCUGGAGACGGCCUGACAGGAAGACAUGCUCAACAUCUCAACCUGUCCCGUGGCACACUGUCUGACAGUGAGAUUGAGACCAACCCUGCGACCAGCUCUGUGUUUGGCAAGACUCAUAAGCUGAAGCCAGGAGUGAAGGAACCUCUUGGUGUUAAUAAGGGAGCACCAGCUCCGCCCCUUGAGGAUAUUAGCAUGAGGAUCUAUCUGUGUGAGGGGCUGCUGGGGCGAGAUAAAAGCUCAGUUUGGGACCAACUGGAGGAUGCUGCCAUGGAAACCUUUUCUCUGAGUAAGGAGCGUUCUACUCUGUGGGAUCAGAUGCAGUUCUGGGAGGAUGCCUACCUGGAUGCCGUUAUGUUGGAAAGGGAAGGAAUGGGGAUGGAUCAGGGACCACAAGAAAUGAUUGACAGGUAUCUGUCUCUGGGAGAGCAUGAUCGCAAGAGACUGGAGGACGAUGAGGACCGACUACUGGCCACUCUCCUGCAUAACAUGAUCGCCUACAUGCUUAUGAUAAAGGUCAAUAAAAACGACAUCAGGAAGAAGGUACGGCGGCUUAUGGGGAAAUCUCACAUUGGCCUCUCACACAGUCAAGAGAUCAAUGAAGUCCUGGACCGCCUCGCACAUUUGAGUGGCCGGGAGCUUCCCAUCAGGCCAAGUGGCAGCCGGCACAUUAAGAAGCAGACAUUUGUCGUGCAUGCUGGGACUGAUACAACUGGUGAUAUCUUUUUCAUGGAGGUGUGUGAUGACUGCAUCGUCUUGCGCAGUAACAUUGGCACGGUCUAUGAGCGCUGGUGGUAUGAGAAGCUCAUAAAUAUGACCUACUGUCCCAAGACCAAAGUGUUGUGUCUGUGGAGGAGGAACGGUCAAGAAACACAGCUUAACAAGUUCUACACCAAGAAGUGUCGGGAACUGUACUACUGUGUUAAAGACAGCAUGGAGCGUGCUGCCGCACGACAACAAAGCAUCAAACCAGGUCCAGAGCUGGGAGGCGAGUUUCCAGUACAGGACAUGAAAACAGGGGAGGGUGGUCUCCUUCAGGUCACGCUGGAAGGCAUCAACCUCAAAUUUAUGCAUAGCCAGGUUUUCAUAGAGCUGAGUCACAUUAAAAAGUGCAAUACAGUGAAAGGAGUCUUUGUCCUGGAGGAGUUUGUUCCUGAAACUAAAGAAGUGGUGAUCCAUAAGUACAAGACUCCUAUGGCACACCAGAUCUGUUACUCGGUGCUCUGCCUCUUCUCCUACAUGGCGGCGGUCAAGGGGAAAGAGUCAGAGGGCAAGCCCAAGAUGCUGUCCCCUCGUCCACUACCGAGCUAGCACACUUCUCUCCUAUGUUUACUUCAACUCCUGAACUCCCUGCAAUACUACUCAUGUUCAAUACAAGCUGACACUCCUGCCAAGCUCCUUUUUAAAGACCUCUGCUCCUGUACCGAUUCAAAUGUAGAUGCAUUCACAUAUUCUACACUUUCAUCCUAAAAGAAACAACCUGUUCAUAUAAUGUAUCUGAUAUAAUUUUCCAGUCCUUGGACACUAAAAUGCUGGCAUUUCAUUCUCAUAAUAUGGACCAACCAGAAGAACAGACUUUGACUACUAUUGGUUGACGUCCUCACAUUUGUACACUUUUAUUUAUUUCAAUUAGAGGCAUUUGGUUGCAUGCAGGUCCCAUGCGCAGCUCUUGCGAGUUGGCACUAGCAUGCAGACAUCAGGCAAACGUCUUUCCCCUCUUUAGCCCCCUCUGAUAUCAGUCAACAGGCUGUGUAUUUAAUAUUUAUGUGCUAAGUUGUACUGUAAAUUCCAGUCUGUUCUGUCUGUGGUGGGUGAAAUGUUCAAGUCUUUGCAAUCUAGCGCUGCCACGUAUGAGGGGUUUGCCUCAACCGUCCAUGACGGAGCAGCUGUCCCAUUCGUAAAUGUUCCAUUUGCCCUCCUCCACCUGCUGUAAGUGGUCUAAGGUCUGUGUAUCUCUUUAGCUCAAAAGGCUCAAACUACUGUACUAGUUCUGCUGUAAAGUUCCCUGUUUGUGAACUGCUGUUAAAUUUGCAUGUCACUUGAAAAAAAAAAAAA
Sinocyclocheilus grahami is the source of this 6218-nucleotide messenger RNA. It is a transcript of the gene madd, whose product is annotated as MAP-kinase activating death domain. The transcript has 36 exons. Gene Ontology annotation, biological process: regulation of apoptotic process; regulation of Rab protein signal transduction. Lineage: Eukaryota; Metazoa; Chordata; Actinopteri; Cypriniformes; Cyprinidae. Bases 504 to 5474 code for a protein of 1656 amino acids. Gene Ontology annotation, cellular component: cytosol. Gene Ontology annotation, molecular function: guanyl-nucleotide exchange factor activity. The record is from RefSeq and is a predicted model, not a curated record.